CAUUAUCCCUACCCUCUUCUGUCUCAAAUCUCCUCCUUGAAUCCAAUCUCACGCACAAGUGCCGCCGGUGUACUCCACCAAGUGUACUCGGCAGUGUACUCCGCCACAGCGACAAACUCACGACGACACUCUCUCCUUCUGACGAAUCUCCUUUCGACGAAUUUCCUCGAGCAAUUCAUCUUCCUAUGUGUAUAUUCAAUGUUCAUUAACAAAUUAGAGAUCUUUUGAGUCCAUUUAGUAAUUUACAAACAGAGAAUCAAAAUCCUCCAAUUCAUGCUUCUCCAACACCAUCCCAACCUCAAUCCUCCAUCUCUGAUAAAAACUCCACCGUUUUAGGCCUUCCCCAACCAAAAUCCACCUCAUAUAGCUCAAACAACGACGACCCAUAAACGUUCAUAUCGAAUGUUCCUCAAUCUACAGCCUUCGAUUUCUCGACCACUAUAAAGAGACCCAGCAAUGCAUCAGGAAAAUUUGGAGGUGAAUCGGCAUGCACAUCGCAGCAGAGAAAAUCUAAGCAAAAGAUAAUGAGAAUAAAUUGAAUAGGAAGGUUUCAACGUGAGAAGCUGAGAGAUGAAAGUGGAGGAGCUUUAGGGUUUGGGAUGGGGUGUAGUUUGUGUUUUUGAUCAAAACAGAAGUAGGCUUGAUUGAUGCAUCCUUCUGUCAAAAAACCUUUUGCGUCCGUCACAGACGAGGCCCUCUCUAACGUUCACUCAUCAAUCUCAAAGCAAAGGCCACUGAGCGAGUAACUUCUUUUGUCUUGCACUCCUGACGGGUUUUGUCUAUUUUGCAACAAAUUGAGAGACUUGGCGACCAGUCUAAACCUAACAAAGCUUCAAUCUUUGCUUGUAGUUCUAAUUCCUAAUUCAAAUUCACUACUUUCUCGUUUCUGGGUUUUGUUUUCGGCACUGAAUCAUGGCUUCUUCAAUGCUCUAUGGACCUGAAAAUCUCACGCUAAUUAGAGGUCCAACCCCAAAAGGAUUAGGUUUCUUGGGUUCUGGCGUUCAUGGGAAACAGUUUUCCAAUUUGGGAUUAAUCUCUUGCAGUAGAAUGUCAAAGGCAAGGAUUGCAGUUCCCAAGUGUAGUUUAUCAGCUUCUAGGCCAGCUUCGCAGCCUAGGUUCAUACAGCACAAGAAAGAAGCCUUUUGGUUCUAUAGAUUCCUCUCAAUUGUGUAUGACCAUGUGAUAAACCCUGGUCACUGGACUGAGGACAUGAGAGAUGAGGCACUUGCACCGGCUGAUCUCAGUGACCGAAAUAUGGUUGUGGUAGAUGUGGGUGGUGGCACCGGUUUCACCACUUUGGGUAUUGUUAAGCAUGUUGAUGCCAAAAAUGUUACAAUUCUUGACCAGUCACCACAUCAGCUUGCUAAGGCAAAACAAAAGGAGCCAUUGAAAGACUGUAAGAUCAUUGAAGGCGACGCAGAAGAUCUCCCCUUUGACACUGAUUAUGCCGAUAGAUAUGUAUCUGCUGGAAGCAUUGAGUACUGGCCUGAUCCGCAGCGCGGCAUCAGGGAGGCCUAUCGGGUCUUGAAACUAGGAGGAAAGGCCUGCCUCAUAGGUCCUGUGUACCCGACAUUUUGGCUUUCUCGUUUCUUUGCGGAUGUUUGGAUGCUCUUUCCCAAGGAGGAAGAGUACAUCGAGUGGUUUCAAAAGGCUGGAUUUAAAGAUGUUCAAUUGAAGAGGAUUGGUCCAAAAUGGUAUCGAGGCGUUCGCCGGCAUGGUUUGAUUAUGGGAUGUUCUGUAACAGGUGUUAAACCUGCCUCUGGAGAUUCUCCUUUGCAGCUUGGCCCCAAGGCAGAGGACGUGUCAAAGCCUGUGAAUCCAUUUACAUUCCUUUACCGCUUCAUUUUGGGCGCUAUGGCAGCGACGUACUAUGUACUGGUUCCUAUCUACAUGUGGCUCAAAGAUCAAAUUGUACCCAAAGGCCAACCAAUCUGAGAGAGAAUCGAGCUGCUUGAUCAAAUUGUACCCAAAGCUCAACCAAUCUGAGAAAGAAUCGAGCUGCUUGUGAUUGAAUCUAUAAUUUGUAUAACUUUUCUUUCAUAAUUCGGAGUGUUUCUGCUGGUCACCUUUUCCCUUUGUUUGCUCAAAUAAAUGCGCGUUGCAUCAAGGUUCUUUUUGUUCAGAAUCUUGGCUGUGUAAGAGGCCAGAAACUCGUCUAGA
Molecule: messenger RNA, 2160 nt
Organism: Tripterygium wilfordii
Lineage: Eukaryota; Viridiplantae; Streptophyta; Magnoliopsida; Celastrales; Celastraceae
Product: 2-methyl-6-phytyl-1,4-hydroquinone methyltransferase, chloroplastic-like
Exons: 4
Coding region: 913-1935 (340 amino acids)
Biological process (GO): methylation
Molecular function (GO): 2-methyl-6-phytyl-1,4-benzoquinone methyltransferase activity
Source: RefSeq, a predicted model, not a curated record